Anguilla anguilla (European eel) is the source of this 3647-nucleotide messenger RNA. It is a transcript of the gene nadka, whose product is annotated as NAD kinase a. Gene Ontology annotation, molecular function: NAD+ kinase activity. Gene Ontology annotation, biological process: NAD+ metabolic process; NADP+ biosynthetic process. Lineage: Eukaryota; Metazoa; Chordata; Actinopteri; Anguilliformes; Anguillidae. The record is from RefSeq and is a predicted model, not a curated record.
CCAUUGCUAACAGGUGCAUGAAAUUAAGCAUGCAGCCUUGCAAUUUCCUUAGGCAAACGUUGGCAGUAGAAUGGGUCGCACCGAAGAGCUCAGUGACUUUCAACAUGGCACUGUCAUAGGAUGCCACCUUUUCAACAAGUCAGUUCGUGAAAUUCCUGCACUGCUAGUGCUGCCCCGGUCAUGGACCUGCGCCUCCGGUAAAACCGUGGUGAUGGAGAACAGCCAGGGGCCGAGUCGUGCCAGGGAGGCUCAGGAAUGCCCGGCGGGGGCGUCGCCGUACUGCUGCUCCGCCUGCGAUGGGGGGGACGCGCACGGCCGGGGACACGCCCUCCGCGGCAGGACCAAGGCCCGAAGCAUGUCCGCAUCCAGCGACUACAGGAGGAACCAGUCUCUGCAUGGACCGAGCCCUGUGACCACCUUUGGACCAAAAGCCUGUAUGCUGCAGAACCCUAAAACUGUCAUGCACAUUCAGGAUCCAGCCAGCCAGAGAUUAACGUGGAACAAACCCCCCAAAAGUGUCCUUGUCAUUAAGAAGAUCAGAGAUGCCAGUUUACUACAGCCUUUCAAAGAGCUGUGCAGAUUCCUCACUGAGGUGAAAGGCAUGAUUGUCUACGUGGAGCAGAAAGUUCUGGAAGAUCCAGCCAUCGUGGCCGACGAGAGCUUUGUGGCGGUGAAAAAGACGUUCUGCACUUUCGAAGAAGAUUUCGACGAUAUUUCUGACCAGGUGGACUUCAUCAUCUGCCUGGGAGGAGACGGAACUCUGCUGUACGCCUCGUCCCUCUUCCAGGAGAGCGUCCCCCCCGUCAUGGCCUUCCACCUGGGCUCCCUGGGGUUCCUCACGCCCUUCAAGUUCGACACCUACCAGUCUCAGGUCACGCAGGUUAUCGAAGGUAACGCGGCCAUCGUGCUGCGGAGCCGUCUGAAGGUGAGGGUGGUGAAGGAGUGCCGGGAGAGGAAGAGCGGCGUGGACGAGCAGGGCGUCAUCCUCACCAACGGGGAGGCGGACACCGGCCGCACGACUAUGCAAUACCAGGUACUGAACGAGGUGGUGGUGGAUCGGGGACCCUCGUCAUACCUCUCUAACGUUGACCUCUUUCUGGACGGCCACCUGAUUACCACAGUGCAGGGAGACGGUGUGAUCGUCUCCACGCCGACGGGCAGCACGGCGUACGCGGUGGCGGCGGGGGCGUCCAUGAUCCACCCCAACGUGCCGGCCAUCAUGAUCACGCCCAUCUGCCCCCACUCCCUGUCCUUCCGCCCCAUCGUGGUCCCCGCGGGGGUGGAGCUCAAGAUCAUGCUCUCCUGUGGUGCCAGAAACACCGCCUGGGUUUCCUUUGAUGGGAGAAAACGACAGGAAGUCUGCCAUGGGGACAGCAUCACCAUCACUACCUCCUGCUUCCCCGUCCCCUCCAUCUGUUUCCGGGACCCCGUCAACGACUGGUUCGAGAGCCUGGCUCAAUGUUUACACUGGAACGUCAGGAAAAAGCAGCACUACCUUGGGUCGGAGGAGGAAGAGGAGUACUGAGCAGCGCUGCGGAGGCCGUCUCGGCGACUCGGCGAAGACUUCGAGGAUCAGCUGUGGACUCGCGGGGGGACGGGGAGUUCCGUUCAGACCGCGGUGCGUUCAGGGAUCUGCUGCAGUACGUGUUCUAGUAAAAUUACCAGUGACAUCUCUAAUGAAGAUGUGGCUCCUUAAUGUCCACUUUCUGAAGCGGAGUGUCUCAGUGAAGCAUCUUUUUAUGAAAUAUUUAUAACUCUUUACAGGAGGUCAUUUUAGAGGUAGCAUUGAACUUCAGCUGUCUUUCCUGCAAUUAAAAAUGUAGCUAGUGCCUUAAGUCACUAAAUUAUGUGAGCAUAAUCAUUUUAACAUUUGUAUUUCUUUCUUUUUUUUUUUUUUUUUACAUUUCUUUUGAACUUAUGUUCCAUUGUGAUCUGCUCACAUUCAACUCUAGAUCUGUGACCUAGAGCAACCUUCAGUUGUUUAAUAAAUGAAUGGCCAUUUAUAGAUUUUGGGACGACUUGUCCUGAAAAGAAGUUUUAAACCAUUUUUGUUCAACCUGUUCUUGAAUAACGAUUACAUGUUAAGAUUUAAUUUAGUGUCAUUCAUGGCAAAGAUAAAACAGAGCAGUUCAUUAGUUUAAGAAAAGAAUAAACUACUCUUCCUGUCUCAGUGGAACCAGUGUAGUGCUUUUUAGCAUUUUACAAAAGACCACAGGUGCACCAAAGCUAACAUUGGCUAUCGUUGCUUAUAUUUCACUUAAAAUGUUUAAAUAGUACCUUGAAUAUUUAUCUUGGGUAAAGCUCAGUGUCAGAGAUGAUUGGUUUUCCGGUUCUUUUCCAGUCUGUAAUUGCAAUACCGGCUCCAACAGUGAGUGUAGACAGGUGCUGCAAGAAGAUGCAUCCGUCAGCAAACUCCGCAUUCUGUUCUGUGCUGAACCUCUCAGAGUUGUCUGUUAUCGCUGAAGUGGCCUUCUUCAUCUGUAGUAAGAGUUCUCUGUAAUGAACUACGUAUCGAGGAUCUUUGCGUGACAAAAAGGCUGUUGAGCUACCUGAAAGCAGUGUUCCAAAAUCCUGUCUUAGCAGAAUUUUUAUAUUGCAUAUCAUAGUGCGUUUUAUUUUAGAGCUAACCACAAUGUUGUGCGCUGUAUAUUUAAAUGAGACGUAUUGUGGAAUAUGGCAACGGUCAGGACUAAUUAAUUAGAUGUUCCCAAGGGGGGGUUAAGCCAUUUUUAAGUUAAACUAAGAGUACAUCUUUCCUACCGUUUAAACUGUCUCAGAUGGAUGAGUUGGGUCCAAAUCCAGUUUACACCAGCGUCACUCACUCCACAAGAAGAUUAGUGAAUAUAAAACACAGUCAUUCCUUCAUAUUUCCACUCUGGAUGUCUGAAUGUAAUGCAUUACUGCUGUUUUUGCCUUUUUUUUCUUUUCCUUUUUUUUGGGCCACCCUUGGUAAAAUGGUGUUGUUUUUUUGUAUUCUGAAUUGUACACAGGCGCUCUCUUAAUGACGCACGUGUAACGCAGGGGUUACAUUCCUGCCCCGUCAGGCUACCCUGAAGGCUGUUUUACACGUUUGCACGCAGCACGCCCGAGGGUGAAGCGAACCGAACGAUCGUGAGAGCGGCGCGCCGCUUUUGGCUUCGACUCGGCCGCUCGCAUUCCCCGACAUUCCUGAAACGAUCACACGCAUUUCUGUUAUGAGGUGGGAGGAGCCGACACGUUAUCAUCGUGGAAGAUCCAUCCAAGGUCUUUCUUCCUCCAGAGACUUUUGGGUGGCGUUUGUCUGUUUGUUUGUUUACAGGAUUCGUUUCGCAUUUAAAGGCACUUUACAUUAUCUGUUAUCACCUUGUCUGUGUGGGACUCUUCAAAAUGAGUUUGUCGUUAGCUCGUUAAAAACAAUCCGUGUCAACAUUGUUAGGCACUUUUUUUUUUUUUUUUUUUAAUUAAAAAAAAUCCUGUAUGGAAUUAACUUAGUCAGUCUCUCAUUCUAAGAAUGCCACACAGCUUCAUAUUAAUUUUCUGCUGUUUUAUAUCUUCUCCUUUAACUUAGUAUUUUCUAAUUGUCAGUUCUACGGAAACUUUGUAAAUAUUGGUAUUGAAAUCAGAUUUGGCUAUUUUCUCAGCGUUUUAAUAAACAGAGAUAAAUGUGU